Molecule: messenger RNA, 957 nt
Organism: Caenorhabditis briggsae
Lineage: Eukaryota; Metazoa; Nematoda; Chromadorea; Rhabditida; Rhabditidae
Exons: 8
Coding region: 1-957 (318 amino acids)
Source: RefSeq, a predicted model, not a curated record
AUGGCUCCGAGAAGAAACAAGCCGAUCAUCAAGCUGGAGGGAUUUGCGAUGCGAUUCAAAAAAAUGAAAAAAGGCGGAAAAGAACUCUGGUACUGUGUUGAGAGAGAGAGACGUGCCAAGUGUGACGCCGUUUACAGCUACGACCCAGCCACCAACACAUUCACUGUUGAAAAAGAUCACGUCAGACACGAUGAGGAUUCUGUUAGAAGCGAUGUGCGUAUCAGCUUGGAGAAUCUAAUGGAAGCAUUCAUUGCUAUAAAAAAAUACACAUCGAAAAAUACGAUGAAAGCCCUUAGGGACGAGGUUUUUUCUAGGCCGCCCGGGGGAUUUGUGGUGUCGAAAAAGUUGGUCCCUGAUGGUGAUGCUCAGAUGGACGAGAGCGUUACUGGGGCGGUAAUAUCACAGGGACCGUCUUCAUCUACCGUAGCUGACCAGGCACCGAAUAAUGAAACUGCUGGAUCCAGCUGUCGAAGCAAAUUGGAACAGAGCGAAUCAAGUGUCCCUCCUCCAGAUGAAACCAAUGACUCCACGAUUAACAUGACGUCGAUCUCUGCUGAGAACGUGCCAGGCGCUUCUGGAACCAUUAGAGAAUCUCCUCUGCUCCAUAAGAUCCUAACGGACCCAUCACCCAAAGUUCAGUGUAAUGGAGUUCAAGGUCAGGCUCAGCAUUCAGCUCUGCCAGCAGUUCCGCCAGCGGAUGUCACGUCUUCACCUGGUCCAGCUGGCUCAAGUGAGCCAGCUGAUCUUGCCCCUCCUCCAGCUCCAAGCGAUGUGAAACAUACUUCAUCCGCUCUAAUUGAUGAGCGCGUUAUAAAAAUACCUAUCAAAGUUAGAGCAUUUUCAGACCACCCACUUGACCGAGACGCAGCGAACGCUCUGAUAGAGUUGAGUGACCAAAAAGAAAUUGUGAGUACGUCAGAAUUGACGACAAACUGCACAGAUUUUUUGAAUUUUUGA